Messenger RNA from Saccharomycodes ludwigii, 774 nucleotides. RefSeq lists its product as uncharacterized. NCBI's taxonomy places the organism in Eukaryota, Fungi, Ascomycota, Saccharomycetes, Saccharomycodales, Saccharomycodaceae. Bases 1 to 774 code for a protein of 257 amino acids. The record is from RefSeq and is a predicted model, not a curated record. The transcript has a single exon.
AUGUCAAAUAACAAUAAUAAUUAUCCUAGAAGAAGUCACAGAGAACCCUUAACAAUCUUAGAUUUCAACCUUCCCAGUUCUCGCAACAAGCCUACAAUCAAUAACAAAGACCCCUUAUCGACCAACUUAUCGCUGUUUGAUUAUUAUGAUUUUGGUAAACUGAAAAGAAGGAAGGAAAAAAGAGAUAGAAGAUAUGAUACUUAUAAAAUAGAUCAUCUUACCACUAGAGUUACCGCCACUUCUACUAAUAAUUACCUUUUUGAUUUACAUUCCAUACAUAAUAAGAUUAAUAAAAAAAAAAAAAACGAAAGAAGAAAACAACUGGUAGCAAAAUUCAACGAACCAAAUGUUAUAUAUACAAAUGCUUUAAAAUUUUUCCAAAAUUCCGCACUCACCUCCUCCGAAAACACCACUAGCAGUGGGAAUAUGCAAAAAUAUUUGAAAAAUAUAGAGAUUCAGUCCAAGUUAGAAAAAAACCUAGAAUAUGAUAUAGACCUUGAGAUUAUAGAAAUUUGUAAUACCAGUCCAUUUCAAAAAGGAUACUCUUUGUGCCCUACUCAAGUUAAAGAGAACAAGACCAUUAUCAUAAAGGGAGCACUAAUAGAAAAUAAUAAAUCUCUAAGCAACAACAACACAUAUAUAUUACAAUCUCCUUUAGCAUCCGAAGUAUUAUUAAAAGAAAAUAAAAACAUACAAAUAUCCUCUAAAUAUUCUAUAGAAAUUUAUAAAGGGCUAAUUUGGUGUCUAAAAUGGAGAUUAGUCUCUCUAACUUGA